AUGGCUCUAAAUCGCUCAACAACAGCAACCAUUGCGGUUGAACGCAUGCCGGGCAAGAUUGCUUUAGAAGAAGCAACUGGUAGCCCCCAUUUUGUUGCUCAUGGUACCCAUCCACCAACUCCUAUGAUCAUCGGCUCAAAGGAUGGUCUUCCGCCAUACAACACGCCAUUCUUGGAAGAUAUUGAUGACCGACUAAACAACGUCGAGAAACGUCUGCAAUCAAUGGACCAAAGCGGGAUUGGCUAUGCCAUUGUAUCUCUUACUUGCCCGGGAGUUGAGGGUAUCUUUGACCCCAAAGAGGCCGUUGAGUUAGCACGAAAGACCAACGACUCCUUGUAUGAGCUAUAUGUCAAACCACAUCCGACAAGGUUUGGAUUCUUCUGCUCAGUGCCAAUGCAAGAUCCAGAAGCAGCGGUAAAGGAGCUGGAGCGAUCGGUCAAGGAGCUUGGUGCAAAAGGUGCACUCAUCAAUGGGUUCACCAAUCUUGACAUCAACGAUGUCAGUAAGGUUCAAUAUCUCGACGACCCGAAAUGCGAACCACUAUGGCAGAAACUGAACGAUUUGAAUGUCCCUCUGUAUCUUCAUCCACGCAUCCCACCACUAAACCAACAACGAAUGUACGAGAACAUGCCGAAUCUGUCUCAGGCGGCAUACGGAUUUGGUAUUGAGACUGCUGGCCACGCACUUCGCAUCAUGUGCUCCGGUGUAUUUGACCGCUACCCAGCAGUCCAACUCAUUCUUGGACAUUGUGCAGAGGCUCUACCUUUCCUCGCUCACCGUAUUGAUCACCGCAUGGCUAUUGGCAUCCGAGGCAACAACGGACCAUACAAGAAAUCCAUCAUGUACUAUCUUCAGAAUAACGUCUAUGCGACUUUGGCAGGCGUACGACGAGAGAGUACCAUGCGCAAUACAAUUGAUGAGCUUGGGGAGUCCAGGACAUUGUUCAGUGUCGACUAUCCCUACGAGAGUAAUGAGGAUGCGGCAGAUUGGUUUGACGGUAUGCAGAUGAAUGAAAACACUAGACGUGCAAUUGGGUACGAGAAUGCUCAACGGCUCUUCAAACUAUGA
Messenger RNA from Exophiala bonariae, 1068 nucleotides. RefSeq lists its product as uncharacterized. NCBI's taxonomy places the organism in Eukaryota, Fungi, Ascomycota, Eurotiomycetes, Chaetothyriales, Herpotrichiellaceae. The transcript has a single exon. Gene Ontology annotation, biological process: secondary metabolic process. The record is from RefSeq and is a predicted model, not a curated record. Gene Ontology annotation, molecular function: carboxy-lyase activity; hydrolase activity. Bases 1 to 1068 code for a protein of 355 amino acids. Gene Ontology annotation, cellular component: cytosol; cytoplasm.